CGGAGAUGGGGCUAGUACGGCGGUUGCGGCUGGUGUGGCGUCGUAUUCUGGAGCAAGUAGUGUUGUCCUUGGCGACUUCUAUCUUCCUGUGGCGUCGUCCGUGUUACGUUUUGCGGCGCUUCCUUGGUCUUUUGGCGGCGUUUUGCUUCGCGUUUCGGGAUUAUCAUCGUUUCAAUUUCUGGCAGCGGAAUUGCUGCGGCGCACUGUGGUUGGUGGCGGCGGCGAUUACUGUGGCGUUUCAUGCGUUGUCACGGCGUCGUAUCGUACUGUGGCGUCCAUGUUGUACGGUGGCGUCCCGUGUUGCAGCGUCAUUACAUCGUGUUUUACGGCAUUCUGUAGCGGUGCGGCAUUUCGUGUAGUGGCGUUCUGUCUUGUAGCAUUCUUGCGGCGUCUUGUGUGUUCUAGUGGCAAUAUCUCAUUGCGGCGUCGUCCCGUCGAUGCUGCGGCAUUACGUUGCGGCAGCAUCCGGCGCAUAAAGUGGCAUCCCAUCAGUGCGGCGGUGACCUCAUGUUACGGCGGCACUGGGCGCAUGUAG
Acaulospora morrowiae is the source of this 535-nucleotide messenger RNA. The record is from the annotation of a GenBank genome assembly. Lineage: Eukaryota; Fungi; Glomeromycota; Glomeromycetes; Diversisporales; Acaulosporaceae.